Pangasianodon hypophthalmus (striped catfish) is the source of this 2709-nucleotide messenger RNA. RefSeq names its product phospholipase A2, group VII (platelet-activating factor acetylhydrolase, plasma) (gene pla2g7). Bases 592 to 1803 code for a protein of 403 amino acids. The transcript has 11 exons. The record is from RefSeq and is a predicted model, not a curated record. NCBI's taxonomy places the organism in Eukaryota, Metazoa, Chordata, Actinopteri, Siluriformes, Pangasiidae. Gene Ontology annotation, molecular function: 1-alkyl-2-acetylglycerophosphocholine esterase activity.
CAACAUGGCUGCGCACACAGCAUCAACAGUCGCGAUUCUUCCCAUUACAUCCAUACACAGAUUAACGUUUGUUAAAUCGAAACACUGACUAGACAGUUCACUAGUUUGAGGAGGAACAUAUACAUCAUCAUCAUCAUCAUCAUCAUCAUCACAGUUAGCUGGUUAGCUUGUUGCUAACAGAAGACGCACAUGCAGGCGUCCAUGCUUUUCCCCACUUUAUAGCUCGGAUGCGCGGGGGUGGAAAAUGACGUCAUUCCGAGCGCCGCCGUCCCACUUCCGAGAAAAGCCGAAAGCAGCAGACAGUCCGUCAUGCUGAAGUUGUGUAAAACAUGCAAGGUGGAUCCACCUGCUCGCUCUUUCACUGUGCCGCUGCCGGCUUCCCGUCCACACCGACGUGUGCUGAGCAGAAGCCGGAAGUCUGAAGAGAAGGGGCUGUAGAACUGGCUGGAUCACCAGCAGCUGAGACUGUAGUCCUCUUUCCUUUCCUUUCACACAAACACUGAUCAAGAAGAUCCACGACUGGCUUCAUUUCAGCAGCAGAAAAUAACGUCGGGCAGAUUUGAGGAAGUGGAACCACAUAAGUUUGCUUAAAUGGGAAAUUCUGUGGGGCAGAACAGCUUGGGAAUUCCUCGAGGAAAAGGACCACACCAGGUGGGAUGCACGGACUUAAUGGUGGGGCACACAAUACAGGGAACCUUCUUCAGACUUUACUAUCCGUGCCAAGCUCAAGAGGGUUCAGAUGAGCCAGCCUGGAUCCCAUGCAGAGAAUAUUUCAAUGGCCUUGCUGACUUCAUGAAAAUGAGCCGAGCACUGAGUGAAAAAAUUUUUAAGUACCUCUUUGGGUCUUACAAAAUCCCAGCAGCAUGGAACGCCUCUUUUAAAACGGAUGGAAAAUACCCAAUAAUUAUUUUCUCCCAUGGUCUGGGAGCAUUCAGGACACUGUAUUCAGCAAUAUGUGUCGAGUUGGCCUCCCAGGGCUUUAUUGUUGCUGCAGUGGAACACAGAGAUGAAUCAGCUUCAGCAACCUUCUACUACAAAGAGAAGAGUGAAACAAAACAAGGCCAUCACACAUCACGGGAAACAUUCCGGCCUGUGUCGGAUAAUUUGGUGGAAGAGUGGAUGUACUACAGAUCACUAAAAACAGGCGAGAGUGAAUUCCUUCUAAGAAACAAUCAAGUGAAACAAAGGGCAGAUGAGUGCAUCAGAGCUUUGGAUAUACUUACCGACAUCAAUUCAGGAAAGUCUGUGGAAAAUAUCUUACUGUCUGAAUUUGACUGGUCAAAAUUGAAGAACUGUAUGGACUUGUGCAGAAUAGCAGUCAUGGGCCAUUCCUUUGGUGGGGCCACAGUGAUCGAGUGUUUGUGUAAGGAAGUCAAAUUCAAGUGUGGCAUCGCGUUGGACACGUGGAUGUUUCCCCUUGAUGAGGAAAUCUUUCCAAGUGUGAAACAGCCAAUUUUUUUCAUUAACUCCGAGAAGUUCCAGUGGGCCGGGAAUAUUGUUCGCAUGAAGAAAUUAGAUUCUGCCGUCAUUCCAAGAAAAAUGAUCACCAUCAUGGGAGCUGUGCAUCAGAGCUUCCCAGAUUUUACCUUUCUCACAGGUACCUGGACUGGGAAGAUCCUGAAGCUGAAGGGAGAAAUCGAUCCUCACAUAGCAAUGGAUUUGUGCAACAGAGCCUCGUUAGCAUUCCUUCAACAUCACUUGUCUCUGGAGAGAGACUUCAAUCAGUGGGCUCAUUUAAUUGAUGGAAAAGAUGAUCACCUGAUUCCAGGCACCAACAUCACUCUGCUUCAGUCCUCCAUCUAAUCAUUUAUUAAAAAAGAAAAAGAAAAUACAUAAUGACAGUUUGUAAUCUUCAUAUUUCUGUUGCCGUGCAGCAAACACAGAGAUAAAGGUAUAAUCCCAACAUAUUAUAUUGUUGAACCAAAUUUAAUUUGAAUCGUAUAGCUGAAUUUCGACUGCGGUGUAUGAAAAUCCACCAGGUUGGACCACAUGAAUCAUGAAUAUUUUAAAUAAGGGCAUUAUUUAAUUUUAAUUGAGUGAAGUACAGACUCUUAUAUGGUAAGUGGUUAAAAGAGGUUUAACAAACAGCUUGCAUGGUUCUGAACAAGAUCAGAGUAUUUCCUGAAGUUGUACAUUUUACUGUCCCAGCUGGUCUUGUGCACUGUUUCUACAGCUAUGUUAAACAUUAUUAAUCUGUUAUAAUAAGUAACAUAUUUUCCCCACUGAAUAUCUGUGACACUGCUGUUACUGCAAAAUAAACAGUUCACAGUUAGUUCACUGAAGUAAUCAGACAGUCUGAAGAUUCAGCUUUAAAUGAUCUAUAAUGUCACCUGUGUAAAGCCUUUAAACUAUAGAAUGCCUACAGUCAGAAUAAAAAUAUUUUAACUUGUCAUAUUUUAUAUUUUAAACAAUUUAUAAAUUAACCCACAUAUUUUAAUUUGAAGUGUUUUUUUCACUUGUAUGGAAAUAAAACAUGAUCCUCAGAUGCAAAUUCACUACAGGAAACUAAUCAUUGUAACACUGACACAUGAAAAGGCUGACUAAUAAUUAAAACUAUUUCAUGCUAGAAUUCUUUGUAUAAUUUAAUAUUAAAUUUUACAUUAAUGUCUAUUUUACAUAUGGUUUACAUUUACUUUCUUUUUAUUCAUUUUACUCAUGUCUUUUGAAAGGAAAUAACUGGGCAAUAAAAGAUGUUUGUGAAAUUCACAA